AUGCCACCUGGCGAGCCGUUAGGCUCGAUAUCAGAUCCAGAAGAUUAUGAUGGGGCUGCUAAAAAAUCAACCAAUGGUCCGAAUUUCAAAAAAGACGAUUGGCACAUCGCACCGCUUCUGAAUUUCGAUGCCGAUUUGGCUAUCAUGGAAAUGGUUUAUCCGGCUGUCGCCCAUUGGACACAAAUCGCAAAAGAGCUGAAAUCCGUCGGAUAUCCGAUUGCGGAAGGAAUUGAUAAUUGGAGAAAAUUUGACAAAAAAACGAGAAUCAAAGCACAAAUGUUGGAUGAUUUUCUGGAUUUAUUCAUCUCGAAACGGCUGUAUACUGAGGAGAAGGACUUUGAAGUGCUCCGAGUGCUCAUUGCUCAGGGAAAACCGUAUUUGGAGUUUAAGGAGAAAAUGUCAAAAGUGAAUUUCUCGCUAAAAUGCAACAAUAUUUGGGAGAAUGAAGCGGUGGCAUAUCGAUGUAAUACAUGUGCUUUCACACCUUGUAUGUCCCUCUGUGAGGUGUGUUUCGAAGCGAAUGGGCAUCAUGGACACGACUACGUUCGUUUCUUCUCUCGAGAAGGUGGUGCAUGUGAUUGUGGAAAUCAGGAUGUAAUCAGAGAAAGUGGAAAUUGUCCAGAUCAUGGAGACGAGUCAAAAAGACCCUCUUAUGAUAUGUCAGAUGUUGUUUUGGCUGAAUAUAUUGUCACAAAACUUCUUGUUCGAAUGUUUUUGGAUUUUCGGGGAUGGACACGUCGCUACCAAGAAGCCGAAGAACGAUUUCAUCAUGAGACGGCCGAUGAGCCGGUCACCCGUCGACCACAAUUCGAUAUUGGAGCAUUCGCGGCCGCGGACGCUGCACAUGCCAAUAAGAUUAUCGAGUUUUUGCAGCGUUUCGAAUUUGGAAACUUCCGUGGCCGAACUUUUUCAAUUUCUAGGCCAUCAAUCAUUUUUCAGGAAUGCUCAAACUACGGUGGUCCAAUGCGUCUGAUUGUCUCCGAGGUGCUUCAAAACAAGGCGCUCUACAAAGCGCUGACCGAGAAGACAGGAGACCACUUCGAUGGAACCGUCGGUCGAAUAGACAUCUCGCUGGACUGGCGCACUUACCAUUCGUUCAAAAACGACCGAGAAUCGGUGCUUCCGACGAAAACUCAAACUUUUUCGUUGGUUCAAACUCUUGCGGACACUGAAUGCUUUUCGCUGCUCGACGAGCUCAUUUUCUGGAUCAAUCGACAACUUUUCCCACAGAAUUUGGUCAAUUUUGGGCUGAGCUUGCUCUCGGAGCCCGGAUAUCGGGACGCUUUCGCGUAUCGAUUCUUCCGAUGGUAUCCGAUUUGUGGAAAAGUGAUUUUCGAGUUGUGCAUCAGUCAAAAUGGCAUCCAUCGAAAUGAGGAUCGUGUCUCGCCGACGUGUAGUCGUGCAGUUCAUGUUACUGUACAGAUGCUCUCAUCUGCUCAACUUUGUAAAGAAUUGAACGAAAGUGUACAUUUGGUCCGAACGAUAUUCGAGGUGACACGAUUCAUGAUUUGCGAGCGAUUAGUGAAUUCAGAAGUCUCCCUAAAAGCCCAAAACAUUUUCAAAGAGAAAGCGAGAUUCUUGAAUAUGACUGUUCAACCGCCACGACAACCGUGGACAGUGAUGACGAUGGCCAAAAAUGCGGUAAUUAACGCAAUCAGUCAACAUGGUUAUUGGUUCGUGAUGGGAGACAUUCAGAAUGUGCUCACGCAUACCAACCUAGCAGUCGAUUCGAUUUCCGAUGAGGAAUGUUUCGGUGGUGCCUAUAUGAGAAUGAUGUGUGAAAUGCAGGGAAUGAAUCCGCAGUGGAGAAUUAUUUCCGGAAAUGCACAGGAGAGAGAUGGAGAGGAAGAGGUGCAGAGAGCGUACACUCUGGAAUUCGAGACACUCGCAGUCACACUUUUCAACAUUGUGGCGGCAAUUCAAACGGAGAAAAAUCUGGAAGCAGCGAAGAAAUUCUUCGAUCAUGUCAUUCAAAAUUUGGAAAACUGGUUUCAUGUACUUUGGCCAAUUUCGGACGGGGAAGAGCAACGAGUAGCGGAAUGGAGUCAACUGUUGAGAGCACAAGCCUAUACGGUGUCAUUUCAUAUUCCAUUGCACAGACACAUCUCUACGGCGCUAACCCACUUCACUGAACUCGAUGGAUUCAGCGAAUACAUCGAAUCGACACUCUUAAAAGAUGAAACAAUGAUGCGAAUGCUGAUUUUACAUCCAAUCAGAAUCCAGGUGGCACGAUCGGAAAUCAAUUGUAAUAUGUGGGUUCGGAAUGGAGCACAAGCAAGAAUGUCGGCUCUGAUUUAUUCGCAAUGGAAUGUUAGCAGUGCUUUUCAGACUCCUGACGUGGAUUUGAUUCGUUGGUGUGCCGCCCAUAUCGAUAAGGAACACUUUGCCAAAGCCCUAACGACAAGCUUCAAUCUCACAGAAUCUAUUGAGAUUCGUCGUGGAAACUAUGUGGAAUCAUCUGAAGAAUCGCGAAAAAUUCUCGAAGGAGUUGGCAAACUACAAAGGGAUACUGUACCCGAGGAGAAGAAUUUCGCAUUGGAAGAGUAUCGACGGCUGAUAAGAGAUAAUGCGAUACUGAUUGAGAGAAGUAUUUUGGGAUAUACGGAUGGAAUGAAUCCAGAUGAUGUGAGAAUGCAUCAGGAGGUUAUGGACAUAAUGAUCGCCGAAUCGUUUGCAACAGAGCUGUCAAUCGACUACCGUAUCGCGAGUCCAUUCCAGCAGAAUCGUGAUCCUCGAAUGCCAAUUGUUGGCGAAUUCAUUCGACGUCAUCUGGCUGCGGCCGGCGUGGCACCAGAUGGAGAAAUAGAAGAGGAUCGAGAAUUCGAUCCGACGAUUUUUGACGAUGAGGAUGUUGAGAGGAGGGUUGUGAUAAGAGAACACGCGUGGAUUGAUCCAAUGUUCUGGGGAAUGUUUAAGCUCGUCGCCGAACUCAUCGUGGUCCGUGUGAAUUCUGGAGCAUCUUCUGAAGAUCACUAUCGUUCCGAGAUGGUGAAUUGUAUGGCGAUGGGAAAUGUACCGUAUUCCCGACUGCGGGCGUCGAUUUCUGAGAAAGGAUCAAGAGGAAGCGAGAAUAUCGAUAAGCAUUUUGAGAGGAUUCUGAUGGAGAUCGGUGACUUUGUUGAGCCAAUGGAAUGCGCGAAUCACCUCCAACAAGGAUCCUACCAACUGAAGACGUCAAUAUGGGAUUCAGAAGUGUGUCCAGUGUUCUUCAUGAUGCGUUCCACGUCUAUUAAACAGGCACGAGAGGUCUUCUCAAAAAUGCAAGCGAGAGAAAAGAAGAAUUCCGUCGACAGUGGCGUUCAAAUGCAUCCAGAUGAACGAUUCUGGGUACCAUUUCGGCUGAUUGAUUUUGAUGAAAAAAAGAGGAAUCCGGGAAUUUCGAAAAUCUAUAAUUUCCUCCUUUCCGAGAGAUUCUUGUUGCACUGUGUGGCGGUUUUGGCGUCGGAACAUGAUCAGGAAGUUAAAUUACAUGAUUGUACGAUUCAAUUGGCGGUCUUUUUGAUGACAUUGGCUGUGAAAUAUGUACAAGGAUUUAAGGGAGAGAACGAGACUCGCGACCAAAUGAUUGAUAUCUUCCAUACUCCAUUCAAGCUGCUCAAAAAAGAUGAAUUGGAUUUCUUGGCCACAAUUUCCACUUUUAUGCUUAGAAUUCUAACAAUGGAGGCCAAAAAGUCGGAUCAACUAAUUCCAAUAUUCCGAAAAAUUCUCUCUGGAGACUAUGAUCGUGAAAAAGUGACCGGUGGAAAGUUGGUUUAUCUGGCAAGAUUUAUGUCGAUUAUGGUUUCAAUAUCACCAACGACACGAGAACUAGUUCAGGAAAAACUGAUCAGAGAAGAGCACCGUCUUGACCUGCUCGCCGCUCGUGAAGAAUCUCAAUCGGCCAAUCGAAAAUCCCCACUCGAUCCAGGCAAAAAAGCGGCAAAGGAGGCUGCAAAACGACGGAUGGACGCAAUUAUGCUGAAAUCCGCCAAAAAAUCGGCGGCCACAAUGAAAAAGCUGAUGGCGACGGAGGGAAUGAGUGCUGAUGAAGUUAGUACAGAGGAUCCCAGUCAACAGAAUCGAAAAAUGUACGAAUGUCCGAUUUGUGGAGAGUUGGAGACACCGAAUACGGUAGAAAUGCCAUUUGGAAUGUUGGCUAAGCUCUCCACGAACUUCGUUUGUGAAGAACAAAUCGACGCCUCAUUUCCACCGAUCGCUGAACUUUUGGAUUACGAUUCUGUAGAAGAUGACGAAGAGAAUCUGCCUCAACGAGAGACACGUCGUCACUAUGCCGAUAAGAGAAAACUGAGUCAAACGAAUACGGAGCAACCGGAGAUUCUUCGAGUCAUUCCGCCGAUGGUUGGAAUGGAUUUGAAGACGUGCGGACACGUGGCACACAUUGAGUGCUUCAACGCCUAUCGAGCGUCGUUGCACGAAAUCCAAGCAAACACGGGACGCCGCGAAGCGGCAUGUCCACUGUGUCGUUAUCCGGCAAACGCCAUCAUCCCGGUCUCAUUGGACAAACCAUACGUACCCGUUCGAGUUCCACACAUGCCGAUCUCUGAUUCUGAUGUGUGGAAAAUCAUGGACGUGAUGUUGAAAAAGGCGAAAGGACCCGUUUAUCAGGAAGACGAGAAGAACGUAAAAUACGCGACAAACUACAGUACCCGCGAAGGUGGUGGUCUAUGCGAACUGUAUGAUGGUCGUCGAAAAAGUGCCGAUUGGACAGAAAGACAGCAGUCGAAUAUGGAAAAUUGUACGACGAGUACGAUGAUUGUGUCGGUGGCAGUGGCUAUCGUUGAGAGAUCAUCGCUGUUAAGGCGAAUGGGUGCACCGGAGAGACGGAAGAAUUCAAGGAGGAGCAUGACGGAUUUUAACAAUAACUACCGUAGCCCUUCCCUCAAAACUACAGUAACCCCAUCUCUUUCAGAACACAUCAUGACCGCAUCAGUAGCCACAUCCAAAGACGUUGACUUCGAAGUGACAAUGUCGACGAUGACUAAUCUGUUCGCAAAAGUCUCCGAAGCCACAUUCAAACCGUCGACGUCGUCUUCUGAAUCCUCUACGCCAUCUGAAAAAUCGAAAUCCGUAUCUCCAAAAUUGACAGCAAAGAAGCAUGAGGAAGUGAAGCCGGUGACUGGAUUGACUAGUGAUGAAAUGGCUGCAAUGAUAACGAAAUCGCCCCGAAAAACGUCUCCCGACCCAACGGCGAACCCAGAUUCUCGUCUAAAAGUGCCACUUUUCGUCCUGGAACCAAAAGCGACACUGGUUCGAAUGAUUGCCGUUCUAAUCGAUAAUCAAUCACUAUCGAAAACGAUUCAAUCGGAAAUUGCAAUGGAUAUCAUUCGAGCCGCUGUUGGAUGGGUCUCCUCUUACACCUUGCUAUGUUUGGUGCUGAGACUUGGCGACCAGAAAAUUCGAUUAUUGGCGAAGAGGGAAUUGGAGAUUGAUGGAUUGUCGAAGCAUUUACAGGAAGAAGCUGAAGCGAUUUGUCAAGCGUUGACAUAUAAUAUGGACCAUUUCGAGAAUUUGGUACAGAGAUUGGCAUCGCCAGAAGUUGAGCCAUCCGAUCUGCAAUUCUGUCAAACAGUGGAACGAUGUCUUUUGGAUUUUCUUCAAUUUUCAUCGGAACUUUUUUUCCAUUUGGAUUUGGGUUACGGUAUUGAAAUUGAACGGCUUCAUGCGGCAGAUGUUAAGAUUGGAGAUGCUUUUCGAAUUUUGAAGAUUGAGUAA
This is a messenger RNA of Caenorhabditis briggsae, 5712 nucleotides long. NCBI's taxonomy places the organism in Eukaryota, Metazoa, Nematoda, Chromadorea, Rhabditida, Rhabditidae. The coding region runs from base 1 to 5712 and encodes 1903 amino acids. Gene Ontology annotation, molecular function: ubiquitin protein ligase activity; zinc ion binding. The record is from RefSeq and is a predicted model, not a curated record. Gene Ontology annotation, cellular component: ubiquitin ligase complex; cytoplasm. The transcript has 29 exons. Gene Ontology annotation, biological process: protein ubiquitination; ubiquitin-dependent protein catabolic process via the N-end rule pathway.